This is a messenger RNA of Varanus komodoensis (Komodo dragon), 2142 nucleotides long. It is a transcript of the gene SNAP29, whose product is annotated as synaptosome associated protein 29. The record is from RefSeq and is a predicted model, not a curated record. Gene Ontology annotation, biological process: synaptic vesicle fusion to presynaptic active zone membrane; synaptic vesicle priming; exocytosis. Gene Ontology annotation, molecular function: syntaxin binding; SNAP receptor activity. The transcript has 6 exons. Bases 238 to 1011 code for a protein of 257 amino acids. NCBI's taxonomy places the organism in Eukaryota, Metazoa, Chordata, Lepidosauria, Squamata, Varanidae. Gene Ontology annotation, cellular component: plasma membrane; SNARE complex.
CCCGCUACGCCUCGCGAGGGCCGACUGCGCUUGCGCGCCUCCGCCUCCCGUGACAGGAAGGGAGAAACCAGAGGAGCUUCGUCGAGCCGCGAUUGGGGGAUUUUGGGUUCUGUCCCAUGGAUGCAGACAGUCCCUGAUAUGAAGGAGUAGGGCUGGCUCUGAAGGCUGCCUGCUGCAUUCGGUUUUGCCUUUGUUGACAUUCACACACAGAAAAGAACUGACACUGGAGCCGCAAAUAUGUCUGCUUAUUCAAAAAGCCACAAUCCUUUCGAUGAUGAUGAUGAUGAUGAAGACUUAAAGCCAGUAAAGUGGAAUGAAAGUAACGAACCUCCUAGGGAGGGCCCUGAUAGACAGCGGUAUCUACAGCAAGAAGUCCUGAGGCGAUCCAAGGCCACAGUGGAUAGCACUAACCACUCUCUGUCCCUCAUUUAUGAGUCUGAACAUGUUGGAGUAGCCACAGCAGAGGAGCUUGUGCGGCAGGGGGAGGCACUGAAGCGCACUGAGCGCAUGGUGGAUAAGAUGGAACAAGAUUUAAAAACAAGCCAAAGGCACAUCAACAGCAUUAAGAGUGUGUUUGGUGGCUUUGUAAAUUAUUUUAAAUCCAAGCCACAAGAGGUCAAGCCUGAACAAAACGGGGCUUCUGAAUACCAAGCAAGCACCAGAUUAAAAGAUGCCAUGUCUGUCAGUAAAGUUCAAGAGUCAAACUACCAAGAGAGUCAUCCAAAUUUACGGAAGCUGGAUAAUUCAGAGGAUAGUUUCAGAGGAACAAGUUCAAAUUCUUCAUCCCAAUCUGAUGAGUACCCCAAGAAUCAGCAUCUCCGAGCCUACCACCAGAAAGUCGACAGAAACUUGGAGGAAAUGUCCUUGGGGCUAGGUCGCCUGAAGAACCUUGCUCUGGGCUUCCAGACUGAAAUUGACGAGCAGGAUGACAUCCUGGAUCGCCUCACUCAAAAAGUGGAUACUCUGGACAUCAAUAUUAAAACCACAGACAAAAAAGUCAAGGAGCUCUAAGGAGUUCUAAUGGCUCCACUCCAUGCAGGAACUCAUUGUCCCUUCUACGAUUUGACAUUGUCUUGCUGUGUGGAGAGACAACCAGCAUAAGGAAAUGGCUAAUGUGAUUGGCUUGCCUUGUAAUUAAAAAUGAAUGUCCUUAAGUCCAAUCCAAAUUUUAAUCCAUGUUCUUGACUGUAUGGGUAGAUAAUGGCACUUUCAGGUGUUUGCUAGGGCUCCUAAUCCUGAAGGAAAUCCUUCUUUCUGGACAAACUCUUCUGUGAAGGCUGAGCCACUUUUCAGUGCUGUUUGGCCUUAACUGUGUCACGUAUUCGAUGUGGUAGGAGUAUGUGCCUGACCGAUUUCACCACAAGCAUUACUCUCUGCUCAUUUGUUGAAGAAUUCCUGGAUACAAGCUGUAGGGUCGCGCUAAACCAUCUGUUGUUCACUGUUUCAAGGCUUGUGCACAAGACACUUCGGAGACAGCCGGCACAAAGUCAAUCAAACAUUGGUUUUGAUUAUUUUUCUCCUUUACACACUGAAAGGGGUGUGCCAGUGCUGGAAGGGUAUAAUAUGAGGAAGUGUAUAUUGAGAAAAGAGGUUUAACCCAAAGAACAUAUUGCUCAUUUUAAAGUUUGUUCUUUUUUAAAAAAUACAUACUUAAAGGGAUCCCUAGAAUGUAGCACAAAUGGUUCUGCAUACCCAGAGGGGCUUUGAAACUUUGAUUCUUGAACAGUAGCUGUCACCAGCACCCUCUGUGCUGGCCUCCCCCAGCCUGGUACCCUCCCUUUUUGGGGACUACAGCUCCCAAGAUACCUGACUGUUGGCCAUGCUUGCUGGAGCCAGUGAGAACUGAAAUUCAAAACUCCUGGACAGUACCAGAUUGGGAAAGUCUGCUGUAUGGCAAAGUGUUUCUACAACAGGUUAUGGAUAUGAAAGUGUAUAAUCUGGUAUGCAAGUCUGCUCUCCUGCCCUGGGCAUGCCUUAAGCGGCUCUCUGGAUAUUGGCCAGUAGGCAUACUCACCUGCUUCGGAAAUGUUUAUCAUGCUAAUUUAUCUGGGAUGUUUCUGGUGCACAAGGUCAAGGAUCCCAGUGCUAAAAGGACCACCCUACUGCCACACUGCUCUGUAAAUAAAUCCAUCAUAGCUCCUC